Messenger RNA from Aspergillus glaucus CBS 516.65, 1423 nucleotides. RefSeq names its product putative acetate kinase. Gene Ontology annotation, biological process: phosphorylation; acetate metabolic process. The coding region runs from base 45 to 1292 and encodes 415 amino acids. Lineage: Eukaryota; Fungi; Ascomycota; Eurotiomycetes; Eurotiales; Aspergillaceae. Gene Ontology annotation, molecular function: acetate kinase activity. The record is from RefSeq and is a predicted model, not a curated record. The transcript is spliced from 6 exons.
CUUCAUUUCGCCGUGUGAACGCGACAAUUCAAUUUCAAUUCAAAAUGCCGAAAUCAAUCCUCUCCGUCAACGCCGGCUCAUCCUCUAUCAAAAUCACCUUCUAUACAUUCGAACUCCCACCACGGGAACUCGCCAAUGCGCAAAUCUCCGGAAUCACAGCGCCCCCACCGACUCUCAAAUAUACAAAAGGCGAUCAGACACACAAGGAAGAGCUGAAGGACAAGCUGAGCACGCCGCAGGAUGCGUUCAAGGCCCUGCUUAAACGAUGCUUCUCGGAUCCGGAGCUUUCAGAAGUCGCUAGCAGUGAUGACUUGUCAUAUAUCUGCCACCGGAUUGUACAUGGAGGGGAUUAUCCCGAGGCCGUGGAGAUUAAUGACGAGACCUACCACACAUUGAAGGGAAUUGAGGAUCUGGCGCCAUUACACAACUUUUCCGCCCUCGAGAUCGUCCGGGCAUGUCGAGAGGAUUUUCCCAACCUCAAGAACAUCACCUACUUCGAUAGCGCAUUCCAUCAAUCGCUCCCCGAACACGUGAAGACAUAUCCAAUCAACCAGCAAGUAGCCAAGUCGCAUGGACUGCGGAAAUAUGGAUUUCACGGAAUCAGUUACUCGUUUAUUCUUCGCUCCGUUUCUGAAUUCCUCAACAAGCCACAGGAGAAGACUAAUCUGAUUGUGAUGCACAUCGGAAGUGGUGCUUCGAUUUGCGCUAUUAAGAAUGGGAAAUCGGUUGAUACAUCAAUGGGCCUCACCCCGUUAGCUGGGUUACCAGGUGCGACGCGAAGUGGCUCGAUUGACCCAUCACUCGUCUUUCACUACACCAAUGAAGCAGGCAAACUAAGUCCCGCUAGUACUAAGGAGAUGCACAUUAGCAUGGCCGAAGACAUCCUCAACAAGCAAUCCGGCUGGAAAGCCCUCACAGGCACAACUGACUUCUCCAAGAUCGCAGUCGAGAACCCACCCUCCCACGAGCACAAACUCGCCUUCGACAUCAUCGUGGACCGCAUGCUCGGCUUCAUCGGAAACUACUUUGUUAAGCUUGAUGGCCAGGUCGAUGGGUUAGUUUUUGCAGGUGGAAUUGGCGAGAAGAGCGCGUUGUUGCGGAAGACGCUUGUUGAGAAAAGUCGGAGUUUGGGAUUUGCUAUUGACGAGUCUAAGAAUGACCAGGGGCCGAAGGAUGAUCAGACUGUGCUGGAUAUUUCGAAGGAGUCUGGCAGUGGACGGAGGGUGCUGGUUUGCCAGACAAAUGAGCAGUUUGAUAUGGCGUACAAUUGCAUUUUGACAAAGAAACAAUGAUUCCUGGCUUGAAAGACUUUUAUUUUAUUAGCACAUUAUGCAUGUUAGGGAAGAUAAUACGACUUAUCAGGAUCUCAAAUAUGAAAGUCAAGCCAAAUACAAAUCUUCUAAAAUUUCUAUGUCAACGCAGC